AUGUCUGCGCGCGUGUGUCUGUGUAGAUAUAGUGGGCCGUCAGGGUUGGGAGUGUCAGGCGGGAGAUCCUGGGCUGUGAGCAGCGCUGACGUUACUGCUGUGUUUCAGGGAGGUCUGCUAUCCAUGCUUAUCUCACUGGGCCUGAUGAUGUGGCUGUCAGUGACUCCACACAACUCCGAGACGGAGAAGAAGAGACUCCUGAUCCUGUCCACCUUCGCCUUUUUCACAGGCACUGGACUGGGACCGCUAAUGGAUCUUGUCAUUUCCAUUAACCCUACCAUCAUCCCCACUGCGUUCCUGAUCUCAGCCCUGGUCUUCUGCUGCUUCACACUCAGCGCCUUGUACGCUCAGCGCCGUAGCUACCUCUUUCUGGGAGGUAUCCUGAUGUCUCUCCUGACCGUACUAUGCCUGCUUCCCCUGGUCAACCUCAUCUUCGGAUCAGUCCUGCUUGUCAAGGCCCAGCUCUAUACUGGCCUCCUGGUCUUCUGUGGAUUCAUCCUGUUUGACACCCAGCUUAUUAUCGAGAAGGCGGAGAACGGGGACAAGGACUACAUCUGGUGAGUAAUGGGGACACAACUGGAGC
Molecule: messenger RNA, 583 nt
Organism: Rhincodon typus (whale shark)
Lineage: Eukaryota; Metazoa; Chordata; Chondrichthyes; Orectolobiformes; Rhincodontidae
Gene: tmbim6
Product: testis enhanced gene transcript (BAX inhibitor 1)
Exons: 5
Coding region: 1-561 (186 amino acids)
Biological process (GO): negative regulation of endoribonuclease activity; negative regulation of apoptotic signaling pathway; negative regulation of RNA splicing
Cellular component (GO): mitochondrial membrane
Molecular function (GO): enzyme binding
Source: RefSeq, a predicted model, not a curated record